Striga asiatica is the source of this 2184-nucleotide messenger RNA. The record is from the annotation of a GenBank genome assembly. Lineage: Eukaryota; Viridiplantae; Streptophyta; Magnoliopsida; Lamiales; Orobanchaceae.
CCAAUCACAACUCAUCCACAUUUCCAUACAGCUGUGUUUCUUUAUUUUACCCCUUUUAUUUUCUUUAAUUUUCCUUUUUUCACCCUAAUAUUUUUCAAAGCCUCACUAAUUAGUAAUUACUCAAUAAAUUAGUCCAAUUUCCCACCGCAACCAAUUAUACACGCACACAUUCUCAACCCCACAAGCUAUCUAACUAUUUAUAUUUUUCAUAACCAAGUAUAAUUAGACGAAUUUCCGAUAAUACCCCUCACUGAGUGAGUCGAUAUAAUUAUUCCCUUUCCUUUCCUCCAUCGACAUUCAUUUUCUUCAUACGACAAAAGAAGGAAGUAAAAAGAAGGCAUGGAUUCUAAAACAAAAUAUCUGCUUUUGUUCUCUCUCUGCAUCGCUUCAUCAUGGGCCGCCGACAUGUCCAUCAUAUCCUACGAUCGGGAGCACCACGGAGGGCCGGGCCCCCGGCCCGAAGACGAGGUUAUGUCGAUGUUCGAGGCGUGGCUGGUGAAGCACGGCCGCUCUUACAACGCCCUCGGCGAGAAGGAGAAGCGCUUCGAGAUCUUUAAGGAUAAUCUUCGUUACAUCGACGAGCAGAACUCGGCGGCGGACCGGUCGCACCGGCUCGGACUGAACCGGUUCGCCGAUCUGACCAACGAGGAGUAUCGGAAGACGUUCCUCGGCGUCAGGCCGGACGGAAAGCGGCGGCUUGCCGGCGCCAAAAGCGAUCGGUACGAGCCGAAGGUGGGGGAUAGCUUGCCGGACUCCGUUGACUGGAGAGAGAAAGGCGCCGUCGUCGGCGUUAAAGAUCAGGGGAGCUGUGGGAGUUGCUGGGCAUUCUCGACAAUUGCGGCGGUGGAGGGCAUAAACCAGAUAGUGACUGGUGACUUAAUCUCUCUUUCCGAGCAAGAGCUCGUGGAUUGUGACACGUCGUACAAUGAAGGCUGCAAUGGGGGUCUCAUGGACUAUGCUUUCGAGUUCAUCAUUAAAAACGGCGGCAUUGAUUCCGAAGAAGAUUACCCGUACAAAGCCAGGGAUGGCAGAUGUGACGUGAACAGGAAAAAUGCGAAAGUUGUAACGAUCGAUAGCUACGAGGACGUGCCUACAUAUAACGAGAAGGCCCUUCAGAAAGCAGUUGCCAACCAGCCAGUGGCUGUCGCCAUAGAGGCCGGUGGCAGGGACUUCCAACUCUAUGAAUCAGGCAUCUUCACGGGAAGAUGUGGGGUCCAGCUAGACCACGGAGUCGCCGCCGUAGGGUACGGCACGGAAAACGGAAAGGAUUAUUGGAUCGUCCGCAACUCGUGGGGGUCAUCGUGGGGUGAGAAGGGCUACAUACGAAUGGAGCGAAAUGUGGGGGCAAAAUCGGGCCUUUGUGGGAUAGCGGUUGAGGCUUCUUACCCGACUAAGACUGCGGAGAACCCGCCAAAUCCCGGGCCUUCCCCACCAUCUCCUGUGGCACCACCUUCUGUGUGUGACGAGUAUUAUUCGUGUCCGGAGAGUACCACUUGCUGCUGUGUUUAUGAGUAUGGUAAAUAUUGCUUUGCGUGGGGCUGCUGCCCGCUUGAAGGGGCCACUUGCUGUGAGGAUCAUUAUAGUUGCUGCCCGCACGAGUAUCCGGUUUGCAAUAUUAAUGCUGGCACGUGCUCAAUUAGUGAGGGUAAUCCGCUUGGGGUGAAGGCAAUGAAGCAUAUUCUUGCCAAGCCGAUUGCGAGUUUGGGCAAGGAUGGGAAAAGGAGCAGUGCUUGAGAAUUAUAUGUUAUCUGCAAAUCUCAAUCGACGGUGAAUGGGCAGAUUUCCUUAGUUGGAGCAAGUUAUUUUGGUACUCAAACUUUGAAAUGGUAUCUGAAUUGCACCUUGCUUGACUAAAUGCCUAUCAUCUUUCGUUGAGGGAAGGCUCCAAAUAAUGUUAAUGGUUAUAGUAAUGUUUGCGUCUGAACAUUCGAACAUGGUGAACAGCAAAAACUGAUUAAUGUGGUCUGAUUAUUGUAUAGUUUUACUUUCCAUUUUAGUAAUGAAGGACGCGGUGGCUUUCGUCAUCCCAGUCGGUAUCAACAAUUAAUGAUUGUGGUUUGGUUCAUAAAUUUGAAGAUGCUUUAGUAUUCUAUGCAUUAUUUCAAUUUCAACAGUAUAAAAAUCAUAGCAUAACUAGUUUCUAAUAUCUGUUCAUAAAGGUAAAAGUUGGUGGUAAUAUAAAAU